Messenger RNA from Phlebotomus papatasi, 4024 nucleotides. RefSeq names its product structural maintenance of chromosomes protein 1A (gene SMC1). Gene Ontology annotation, cellular component: chromosome; nucleus; cohesin complex. NCBI's taxonomy places the organism in Eukaryota, Metazoa, Arthropoda, Insecta, Diptera, Psychodidae. The coding region runs from base 279 to 3968 and encodes 1229 amino acids. The transcript has 5 exons. The record is from RefSeq and is a predicted model, not a curated record. Gene Ontology annotation, molecular function: protein binding; ATP hydrolysis activity; DNA binding. Gene Ontology annotation, biological process: sister chromatid cohesion.
UGAGAGAGUCUACUGUAUUUUACAACAAAUAAUUAAAUAAGCAUUACAAUCAUUACAACGUUAACUUUUUUUGAGCAGUCUAUUUUAUUCGCUUCGCAAUGACUGGAAGAAUUUAAUGUCGAAAACUUUUGACAUAUCCAGUGAGGCGCGAAGAAAAAGAAGAAGAAGACUGUACGACAAAAGCAAAAACAAAUGCCGCCAUAGGAGGCGUCUGAAGAAAAUUUGAGGAAAUCUUCAAUAUAUUGAAUAAAACUGUGUAAAAAGGUGAAAAUCAGAAAAUGAGUGCGUUCCUGGAGUUCAUUGAGAUGGACAAUUUCAAGUCCUACAAGGGAAAUGUGUGUAUUGGACCUCUAAAAGAAUUCACAGCUGUCAUCGGACCAAAUGGAUCGGGAAAGUCCAACUUCAUGGAUGCCAUCAGUUUCGUGAUGGGAGAGAAGACCAGUGUGCUCCGUGUGAAACGCCUUAGCGAUUUGAUUCACGGAGCUGCCAUUGGGAGGCCUGUGGCCAAUUCUUGUUCAGUCACUGCCAAAUUCCUCCUUUCUGAUGGUAGCAGGAUCAACUUCCAGAGAUCUGUUAUGGGAUCAUCAUCCGACUACAAAAUCAACGGAUCGUCAGUAAAUUCGGGAAAGUACAUCAUCGAACUGGAAAAAUUGGGUAUAAACGUGAAAGCGAGAAAUUUCCUGGUGUUUCAAGGAGCAGUUGAGAGUAUUGCGAUGAAGAAUGCCAAGGAGCGAACGACUCUGUUUGAAGAGAUCAGUGGUUCUGGUGCACUCAAAGAUGACUACAAUCGCACCAAGCAUGAGAUGCAAAUGGCCGAGGAGGAGACACAAUACACGUAUCAGAAGAAGAAGGGCAUAGCAGCUGAACGUAAAGAGGCCAAAUUGGAGAAACUUGAGGCUGAUCGAUAUGCCAAAAUCAAGGACGAAUAUGCAGAAUUGCAGGUGAUUUACAAUCUCUUCAAAUUGCAUCACUGCGAAAAAGAUAUUGUAGCGCUAAAUCAGGAACUUGAGGGAAAGCAGCAGGAGAUUCAAAAUGUCGAACAGAAGAAGGAACAGGCUGAUGAGGCGUUGAAGGACAAGAAGAAAGAAGGUGGAAAGAUUAGUAGGGAAUUGGCUAAAUUAGAUCAAGAUAUUCGUGAGGUGGAGGCGAAUAUGAGUAAAAAGCAUCCGGUGUUUAUAAAGGCAAAAGAGAAGGUUACUCACACGCAGAAUAAAUUGGAUGCAGCCAAGAAGACGCUUGAUCAGGCCAAUAGGGCAGAUCAAGCUCAUCAGGCGGACAUUGAUAAAUUGGAGAAUGAUCUGGCGGCAAUUCAGGAGAAAAAGAGGAAUUAUCAAAAUGAAGUAACUGGACAAUCACGAAAGAGUGGAGUGAAUGUGAUUAUGGAGCAGAAUCAGAUGCAAGAGGAAUAUGAUCGAUUGAAGCAAACAGCUGAUGCUACAGCGGCUAAGUAUCUCUCCCAGCUGGACUCCGUGAAUCGCGAGCAAAAGUCAGAUCAGGAUUUACUGGACAGUGAGAUGAAUAAAAAGAGUAACAUUGAUGAGCAGAUGAAGAAAUUCUCAUUGGAGAAAGAUGAGGUUCACAAGAGGAAGAUGAAACUGGAGGAUCACAUUCAAUCGAGUGAAUUGGCUCUGCAGGAGCAGAAUCGUAUUAAGAUGGAAUUGAAGACGGACGUUGGGACGUCCAAGGAUCGCAUUGCUGAGCUCCAUCGGGAGCUAGAGGAUGUUCGGGAGCAACUUGGUGAUGCCAAGGUGGAUAAGCAUGAGGAUGCUCGAAGGAGGAAGAAGGAGGAAGUGGUGGAGUUGUUUAAGAAGGAGGUUCCUGGAGUAUAUGAUCGCAUGAUUAAUAUGUGUCAGCCCAUCCAUAAGCGCUACAAUGUGGCCAUCACAAAGGUCCUGGGCAAGUACAUGGAGGCAAUUAUUGUCGACACGGAAAAAACUGCACGUAGAUGCAUUCAGAUUCUCAAGGAACAAAUGCUCGAGGUAGAAACAUUCCUUCCGCUUGACUAUCUCCAAGCAAAACCACUGAAGGAGCGUUUGAGGAAUAUUUCAGAGCCACGAAAUGUCAGACUUGUCUAUGAUGUCCUUAAAUUUGAUCCGCCUCAAAUUGAACGAGCAGUUCUUUUUGCCACAAACAAUGCUUUGGUUUGUGAGACUCCGGAGGAUGCCAUGAAGGUGGCCUAUGAGAUGGACAGAAGUCGCUACGAUGCCCUAGCACUAGAUGGUACUUUCUAUCAGAAGAGUGGCAUUAUCUCUGGCGGGAGUCAUGAUUUGGCCAGAAAAGCUAAAAGAUGGGAUGAUAAGCACAUGGCACAAUUGAAGGCACAGAAAGAGAAACUCAAUGAGGAGAUGAAAGAAUUGCAAAAGAAAUCUCGCAAGCAGGGAGAACUAACGACUGUCGAGAGUCAGAUCAAGGGACUGGAGAAUCGUCUCAAGUACAGCAAGAAUGACCUCGAUGCCAGCAACAAAUCUAUGGAUGACUAUGAUCGUAAAUUGGCUAAAUUGGAUGCAGAACUGGCGGCAAUUGGGCCAAAGAUCUUGGCUAUAGAACAGAGGAUGCGAAAACGCGAGGAUACCAUCCAGCAGAUAAAGGUGAACAUGAACAAUGUUGAGGAUCGCGUGUAUGCGGAUUUUUGUCGCCGGAUUGGAGUGACAAAUAUCCGGGAAUAUGAGGAGCGUGAAUUGGUGAUGCAGCAGGAAAGAGCCAAGAAAUUGGCAGAAUUUGAGCAGCAAAUUGACAAGAUUAUGACUCAUUUGGAUUUUGAGCGUAGUAAGAAUACGAAGAAAAAUGUCCAGCGCUGGGAGAGGACAGUACAGGAUGAGGAAGAUGCUCUGGAUACAUUUAAACAGGCAGAAUCGCGUUAUAGGGCAGAAAUUGAGUCAGACAAGAAGCAUAUUGAGGAGUUGAAGCAGGAGAAGCAGGCAAAAAAGACCCAAGUGGAUCAGAUGGAGUCAGAUACGGCCAAGGCACGCAGAGAUGUGGCUCAGUUGGCCAAGGAGCUGCAUAAUUUGGGUACACAAUUGAGUGCGAUAGAGGCAAAGAUUGAGACGAAAAAGAGUGAAAAACAUAGUAUUUUGCUUCAGUGCAAAAUGGAUGAUAUUGUCAUUCCAAUGCUCAAUGGCAAUAUGAAUGACAUCAUGCAACCUGGUCAGGAGGGGGACAAUGUGUCCACAUCUGGAACAAAUACCACCAUAGUGUACGCACGAGAGGCACAACUUGAGAUUGACUACGGGAAAUUGAGGAGAGAUUUGAAGGAUGCCCGGAAUGCUGAUGCGGUGAAGAAGAAGCAUGAUGAAUUGCAGAAAGAAUUGCAGAAUAAGCAGGAUUUGCUGGAGAGUAUUCAGACGCCCAAUAUGAAGGCUAUGCAGAAGUUGGAUUUGGUGUCGGAGAAAGUGGCUUCGACCAAUGAAGAAUUUGAGAAUGCCAGGAAGAAGACAAAGAAGGCCAAGGCAGCAUUUGAAAGGGUCAAGAAUGAUCGUACCAAUAAAUUUAUUCAGUGUUUCAAUCACAUCUCUGAUGCCAUCGACGGCAUCUACAAAUCUCUGGCUCGCAAUGAAGCUGCUCAGGCUUAUUUGGGUCCUGACAAUCCCGAAGAACCUUACCUGGGGGGCAUCAAUUAUAACUGUGUGGCACCUGGAAAGAGAUUUCAAGCUAUGGCAAAUUUGAGUGGAGGAGAAAAAACCAUUGCUGCUCUAGCGCUACUAUUUGCCAUUCACAGCUACCAACCCGCUCCAUUUUUCGUCCUUGAUGAGAUUGAUGCAGCUCUGGAUAAUACCAAUAUUGGCAAAGUGGCUUCGUACAUUCGACAGAAGACACAGAAUCUUCAAACCAUUGUCAUUUCACUGAAGGAGGAAUUCUAUUCUCAUGCUGACAUCCUCAUUGGCAUUUGCCCGGAUUCAGGUGAAUGCGACUGUCUCAUAUCACGCGUUUAUUCAUUUGAUCUGAAAACUUUUGAAGUUUCCGAUUUGUAAUAUUCUUGAAUAGAGAUUUAGUCUUUUUUAGAAUUUAGAAAAAAUAAAUAAAUAAA